AUGUCCAACAAUAAUUCUAAAGGCUGGAAAGACGUCAACCAAGACAGCUUCAGGUUCUACGACCCAUCCACCAACGCCUUCAUCUCAUCCGCCCCCGAAAGCGUGCCCGCAUUCCUGUCCGCUUCGUCUCUAGCGUACGACACCGACAUGGACAAUGACCUCCUCUGGCCCGAAGAGCAAGAAGGACAACAGCUGGGGCCGGAGAAGGUUGAUGCGGCCAGGCAGCGUGUAGCGCCCCAGGCUACCUCUUGGGCGGAAGAGGUCGCGCGGGUUAGGGAAGCGGUGGGGAUAGAUGCUCAGAAUCCGAUCAUAGAGCGACAGCUGUCGUAUUUGCGUAGUCGUCCUUCAAGAGGUGUAGAUUGGAUGCGAGAUGCAUCAGAGUGGAACCGAAAGGUCGUCAGCGACUAUCGAGACAGCCGCCCGAGUGUCAAUCUCACCAAUGUUGAUGUUACGCAGCUUCGUUUCUGGAACGAUCGUGCGAGGCUCGCGGCUUGGGCCAUCAGCUGCGGUAAUCUGGGCAUCAGCGUACCGGACACAGUCAUGGCGCGUAUGAAUGAAAGCAACGCCGAUUUCAACGACAGCCUUUCAGAGCUAAACAUAGAGGGGUUUCCGAAUCUGAGGCCAAACGAUUUAACAGAGGUCAUGCCUAUCAGGGCAAUGAUUGUAUCCGUGGAUCUCAACCAAGGCACACUUCGGGACAUUCAGGAAGGCGCCCUUGAAGUUGUCACCGAGCAGCAGUUGGAGGAGACGCGAGUUGCCAAUGCCACAAUCAGAAGACUGUACUAUCAAGAAGGAUGGGCUGAUCUCAAUCCAGAGUUCCAGACGUUGGUUGGGUCGUGGAGUGAAUCUUUGGAAGCGUUGCGAAGUGCCGGUAUAACUGGGCUCCCGCCUGCGUUGUAG
Molecule: messenger RNA, 900 nt
Organism: Cryptococcus wingfieldii CBS 7118
Lineage: Eukaryota; Fungi; Basidiomycota; Tremellomycetes; Tremellales; Cryptococcaceae
Exons: 2
Coding region: 1-900 (299 amino acids)
Source: RefSeq, a predicted model, not a curated record